Leptopilina heterotoma is the source of this 2473-nucleotide messenger RNA. It is a transcript of the gene eIF2Bdelta, whose product is annotated as translation initiation factor eIF-2B subunit delta. Lineage: Eukaryota; Metazoa; Arthropoda; Insecta; Hymenoptera; Figitidae. The coding region runs from base 259 to 2289 and encodes 676 amino acids. The record is from RefSeq and is a predicted model, not a curated record. The transcript has 7 exons.
AGUUCAAUGUUAUUUUUAAGGGCAUGCAAUUUUGUAUAAAAAUGAUAAAAAUGUAUGCAAUUGAUAUACACAUAUGCUGAAAUUUAUGAUGACAAAUUGAAACGAAUUGCAUAUUUAUAAUAAAUUCCACUUUAACAAUAUAACAGAAAAUUAUUUACAAAUUAUUGAUUGAAACUUGUCAGAUUUUGGACUUUUGUCAUAGAGGGACAGUGUCUAUCAAAUCCGUACAGACUAUAAGCAAUUUGUUGCUUUGUCAGGAUGGAGCAGCAGGAAAAAAUCACUAAAUCAAAAGCCAGACAUUUGCGUCGAAAAAAGUUGAAUAAUGCCCGAAGAGCAGCUGAGGAAAACUUAACUCACAUAGCUGUUGAAAAUAAUGAAGAAAGAGAAAAGAAAAUAAAAAUUAAGAAAUCAGAAAAUGAGAGAAAUACAAACGAAAAACACAUAAUUAUUUCUGCUAAUGAAACAUCUAUCAAGAAACAUGAUUCAAGUAUCGAUCAAGUGUCAAAUUCUCAUUUAAAAUCGGAAAACGAAAAUCAACCAUUAAAAGCAGAUGAAAUUAUAAAUCAAGAAUUAUUAUAUCUACUCACAAAGACGAGAGAAACAAAUUUCAAAAGUGAUUAUAGUGAUGAUUUUUUUUCCACAUUAGAAGACAUUGCCACAAAAUUGAAUAAUAUUCCAAUUGAUUGCAGUGAUAAUUCGCCGGAGAAAAAGAAGAUGAAUUCCGAAGAAAAAAGUAAGGAGCAAAUAAAAGCUGAACGUGAGGCGAAAAAAGCGGCGAAGGCAGCUGCCAAAAGCAAAAAUAAAGAAAAAAUCACUAAAACAGUUGUCGAGGGGACUUGUAACGAAAAAUCAAAAUCUGACACCAAUGUUGUUUCUAAAGAAAAAUUAUCAAAAGUGAAAAUUCCCAAAGAAUUAAAAUCAGCAAAAGAUUCAUCAGCGAAAUCAAAUGCCAAUCUUGAAUCAAUUAAAAGCGAAUUAGAGGACAUUACGAAGGAAUUGGAUGAAAUUCAAUUGAAAGAAGCGGAUGCGAGUGAAGCACCGAAAAUGGCAGAGGAGAAAAGUAAAGCUCAAUUGCGUGCCGAGAGAAGAGCGAAGCAGGAGGCGCAACGAGCGGCCAAACAGGAUCAAGUUGAUAAAAAGAAACAGAAACCGACGCAAACAAAAGUGGCGAUUCAGACAAAGGUCCCUGAGCCAGUGAAGAAGAUUGCUUUGAAAACAAACGCAAAAGAAGGUUCGCAUGGUGUGAAUUUAUUUAAACACUUGCAUCACGAGAGAGAUAUCGCUUUGGGGAAUGUUUCUGAUUUGGGUUCGAAAAUUCAUCCGGAAAUUGUCAAGUUGGGAAUGAAGUACGCUAGUAAAAUUAUCGUUGGCAGUAAUGCGAGAUGCGUUGCUUUUCUUCAUGCUGUGAAGCAUUUAGUUGAAGAUUUUGAACGACCGUCUCAAGCGGAUUUUACCCGCGGAUUGGAAGUUAGUCUACAAGAAUCGGCUGUUUAUCUUGACCACUGUCGACCAUCGGCCGUAUCGAUGCAAAAUGCAUUAAAACAUCUUAAAUGGCAAAUGUCUUUGCUACCCACCACAAUAUCGGAUCAAGAAGCAAAAGUGAAACUUAUUAACGCUAUAGACACUUAUAUACAAGAGCAGAUACUAUUGGCGGAUAAAGCAAUUUCGAUAAAAAUCCAAACUAAAAUAACCAAUGGAGAUGUGAUAUUAACAUAUGGAUUCUCAUCUUUGAUCUACAAAAUAUUAUGCGAUGCCCAUUCAGCUGGACGUCAAUUUCAGGUUGUAGUUGUUGAUGGAAGGCCUUGGUUAGAAGGCAAAGAAAUGUUGAAGAGAUUAGUUAAACAUGGAGUUGAAUGCAGUUAUAUUUUGAUACACGCACUUAGUUUUAUAAUGCCCAAGGUAAGCAAAGUAUUUUUGGGUGCACAUGCAAUUUUAGCAAAUGGUUCGGUAAUGUCCAGAGCUGGAUCAGCACAAGUAGCACUUAUUGCUAAGGCCUUUAAUGUACCAGUUCUAGUAUCCUGUGAGACGCAUAAAUCCUGUGAACGAGCACAAACUGAUGCAAUUGUCUAUAAUGAACUAGGAGACUCCGAGGCACUUACGGAAACAUUUUUAUAUGAUUCGAAAAAAUCGUGUCUCGCAAAUUGGAAGACGAAAAAGUCCUUAAAUCUUCUCAACAUAACGUACGACGUGACACCUGCUGAUUUAGUCACAGCUGUAGUUACAGAAUUAGCAAUUUUGCCACCAUCCAGUGUCCCUGUUAUUCUACGAAUUAAACCAUCAGAAAUAUAGUUUUUAAUAAUCGCAUCAACAAUAUUAAAAAUUUCUAAUUUCUUACUAACAACUUUUGUAAGUAUUAAUUUCGAUAGAUUAUUUAUCUCAGACUUGGAUAACUUUAUAAAAAGUCUAUCUAACUAUGAUUGUUAUUACACAUUAUUGUGUUCUGUAUUUUGUAAUAAACUAUUUUCAAAUCGUA